This is a messenger RNA of Indicator indicator, 654 nucleotides long. RefSeq names its product refilin A (gene RFLNA). Gene Ontology annotation, biological process: skeletal system morphogenesis; negative regulation of chondrocyte development; negative regulation of bone mineralization involved in bone maturation. Gene Ontology annotation, cellular component: actin filament bundle. Lineage: Eukaryota; Metazoa; Chordata; Aves; Piciformes; Indicatoridae. The coding region runs from base 1 to 654 and encodes 217 amino acids. The record is from RefSeq and is a predicted model, not a curated record. Gene Ontology annotation, molecular function: filamin binding. The transcript is spliced from 3 exons.
AUGGUAGGUCACCUACAGCUGCAAGGGAUGGACGAGAGCCUGAAGGAGAAGAGCCGGGAAGGCUUGUUGGACAGCCCGGACUCGGGGCUGCCCCCCAGCCCCAGCCCCCCUUUCUACUCCCUCUCGCCCGGUGAGGGCCGAGCUGGGGGCAGCAGCGGUGCGGACCCCCCGGCCCCGGGGCACCGGCGAGAGGCCAAGGACGGCAAAGUGAUGCCAUACCUGCUUCUGAACCCAUCCAUGCUGGAGAUGAAGCCUCGAAUGUACCCUGUGUUUUUUGGAGAAAGCAUUGAGGUCAGCCCUGAGCCUGUGCAGGAGAUCAGGUGCAAUUCUGAGGUGAAGUACGACUCUGAGAAGCAUUAUCGGGAUGACAUCUUCUACAGCCCCAUCCCCACCGUCACCACCUACAGCGAGACCAUCAUUGCUGCUCCCAAUAGCACCUGGCGGAACUACAAGUCCCAGCUGAUCUUUGAGCCCCGCCAGAAGCCACUGAAGUUUCAGAGCACGACCAUCAUUUUCCCUAAGCGUGCCAAGAACAUUUACCGGACCACCCUCAACUACAGCUUGGGUUGUGCCAAGCGUUGGUUUGCUUCCAGUGUGCAGCUGGAACUCUGUGAGGAAAGCAGCCCCUGUGUCAUCUACAGUGAGACCCUCUGA